UCCUGAUCGGACGUGCUCCGGGCAAGUCCUUGCACUUGAAGAAAAAGGACGAGGACACUAUCAAAGGGGUUGUUCCAGCUUGGCAGAUUAGGAUGGAUCGUUCUUUGACCAAAACGUGCCUCUCUGUCGUCGUAAGAAGCGAUUGUAUUACAAAACUACAAGUCCAACGAAUCCUAACGAAGAUGCGGCCCCUUCUGACGACCUUCUUCGUCGUACCAUUUCUACUCGUCGCGUGGCAAAACGGUGCGCAAGCCAACUGGUGGUACCUGGGAGUAGAAUCUCGACUGAACAGCGGAUCGGGUCAAGGAAGCGGUGCCGACGGGCAGGCACAGAUCGUCGGCGCGGGUGUGAUCGGGCCGGCGAGUGCCGAAAAGAAUUGCAAGAGCGUGCACCUGACCAGCAAGCAGCAGGCGAUAUGCUCCCGCUCGCCACCCGUUCUCCAGGCAGUCAGUGCAGGCGCGAGAUUGGCCAUAGAGGAGUGUCAGCACCAGUUUAGAUCAGCCAGAUGGAAUUGCUCCAUCAGCCCGGAAAAUCCGGACAACGUUUUCGGCGGCGUGAUGCUAGUCAACAGUCGCGAGGCAGCGUUCGUGUAUGCAAUAUCAGCGGCCGGGGUUGCUUACAGCGUCACGAGAGCCUGUUCCAGGGGCGAACUCACCGAUUGCUCGUGCGACAACCGGGUCAGAACACGCCGCCCGAAUAAUUGGCAAUGGGGUGGCUGCAGCGAGGAUAUACAUUUCGGAGAGAAGUUUUCGCGAGAAUGGUCGGACGGUGGAGAGGAACCGGUGAAGGAGGAUGUUCUCCAAGGACCGAAAGGGCUGGCUGGCCAGCUGAUGAGGAAACACGAUAGCGAGGCUGGCAGGCGUGCUGUCCGCUCUAGAAUGCAACGGGUGUGCAAGUGUCACGGUAUGUCCGGUUCGUGUAGCGUGAAAGUGUGUUGGAGAAAAUUACCCGCGUUCAGGGUGGCUGGUGCCGCUCUGGCCGCGCUGCACGAAGGAGCAGCUCUGGUACGACUGGCGCAACGCGGUGGAAGGAGACCGGCAAGACUGAGGCCCGCACGUCCGGACCUCAAGCGACCAAAUAAAACGGACCUAGUCUAUCUCGAAGAUAGUCCCGACUACUGCGAAAAGAACAUCGCACUCGGUAUACCAGGCACCAGAGGAAGGAUAUGCAACCGGACGUCUCUGGGGCUGGACGGAUGUCGACUGUUGUGCUGCGGCCGUGGUUACCAGACGAGAGUACGAGACGUGACGGAGAAGUGCAACUGCCGUUUCGUCUGGUGUUGUAACGUGAAGUGCGAGCUAUGUCGGCACAAGCGAGAAGAGCACGUGUGCAAUUAGACGGUGCAAUUGGCAUUCCGGUCGGCCUACCGAUAGGUGCUUCACGACCCCGCUUCGACGAGGCAUCAUCACCGAUGACGAGGAUCCCUCUUCGACAACUUACGGUCCCUCCGUGGUCGCGUUGGAAUCGAUCAGGACGGACCGUGCGCUUCUACCACGCCAUUCAUUUUCUUUAAGUUUAAUUCCGAGGCCCGCAAUCGGUCCGCGAACCGUCGUAAAAAUCGCCGCGAGAGGCUACAAAGCGUGACAGGUUACGUUAGAGCGUUUCGUACCUGACAGUCAGAGUAUUUGCGAGUCCACUAUAGGAUGGCUAAGAGCGUGUCUAAACGUUUCUCGACUCCUACAGGGUGUCGCUGACAAGGGAGGUCAUCGGACGAUGAGCAGUUUUCAUCUGAAACACCCUGUACAUAGGCAACCAGAGUGAAAAUCCUUUCGCAAUGAAACGAUAUGCGUUGGAUGGUUACAGUAUUACCGUCAGAUACGUCUAGCGAAGUGGCUUUAUUCUGCUAGUCUGACUCUCAGGUACACCCAUUUAUUUAUGUAAAUGUUAACAUGUUGAGGCUCGACGGUGAUAACCGAACAUGUGAUGAGAAUUCGACUCGACGAAGAGCGUAACAGAGUUCAGAGGACAGUAAUAAGACACAGGAGGAGCUUUUGAUUGUACUCUAUUUAACGAGGAUGAAUUUUUUGCAUGAAUUUUUAAUGGAAUCGACCUCUCUGAAUCUCUUACUGCAGUUUAUAUAGGUUAAUUACAGCUUAAGUACUGAUCUCGCGCUGAUACUCAAUAUGUUAAUAAUUUACCGAGGAGAAGAAGAACGACAGGAGGAGGAGAGGCGCGCGUGUGUUUUCCGUAUGAGUGUCCGGUUAAGCGAGCGAUUGAACACGAGCGAACAAUAACUAGAUUAAUAUUAGGCGAGUUAUUAGGCCACUCGACGACCAUUCGUUCUUUCUUCUUUUUCUAUUUUUUCUUCUUUCCUAUUCGUGCUCGCAUAGCUGCGUACGGCCGUGAGAAUCUUAUUUAUAUUCGAAGUAAAAAGAUCCUCCACGAUGUGUAGGUAUCUCAUUGUAUACCAAUGCUCUCUAGCGCGUAGAACCACCUUGUCUUCACCUAAAACACGGACCAGCUGACGGUGUAGGGCGAAAGCAUUCGAACGUGUAAACUGAACAUUUUAUGGCACUGUUAGAUUCUCUGUAUCGUUAGAGUAAGGCUUAGGCUACCAUUACUAUUCCAGGAAAUCCUGCUCGGCUCUACUCUUCCGACUACUCGUUUUAGUACUCUGCCAUCCGCUUGCCCAAUCCAGCUACCAUUGUAACCUAGGCCUAAAUAGUAGAGUAACUAGCGCUAGAGUAGAACAUUUCACUGUGGAAUAGUAGCUGUACCACUCGCCUUGUUAGAGUUAUAAUUUUGUUCAAAAGCAAUAGUCGCUCCGCCAUAAAUGCCACCCAAGCGCCCUCUACGACCUCUGAGUAUCCAAUUGAUUCCAUGUAGUCUAUAAUUUAUCAAGCCUUCCCGUAAUUCUAAUUCUACUUCCUCGUGUUUCUUGUCGUCAAGCCGUUCGGAUACUUUCGCGAAUCACUGUACAAGACUCGCUGUGUCAGCCGUGUACCGGCGAACAAUGCGAGUUACGAGGAACGAGACGGACUACGAAAGCAAGAGGUUCAAUUCCUGAUGCGACGAAAGAAGAGAGCAGAGAGAUAAAGAGGAGUAAAAAUGUGGUCGUAUAAUCCCGGUCUCGCUCUCGACAGUUCGCCUCGGAUCACUCGAUUCGGGAACAAUUCUGCCAAUGACUGUACAUACUGUCUUCUUACUGUUUUGUAGAUUUUACGUCCACGACUGUCGCGCUGUAUAUAGAUAAGACAUAUACGCAUACACGUACGAUCGAUCGAUGUUAAUGAACGUUUAAUUAAAAUGCUGCGUCGAAGAAGAAGACGGGACCGGAGCUGUUUUUAAAGAGUGAUCGCUCCUGUGUUUUACGCAGCCCUCUGUCUUCAUCGUUUCCCCUUCAUAAAUCGGCAUAAUCGAAAGACACCGAAUUCAUCCUUCGCGGUUCAAACGUACUACUCCCCAAAUAAUUUUUAUUACACGAAGUGGAAGUUGACGUUUCGUAAUUUUAAACCAAGCUGAUUAAAGCCACAGUCUAGUCAAUUAGUCGUGAGUACGCGCUCAAAGCAUCGAAUGUCUCAUAGGACUUCUCUCUAUCUCUUUUUUUUUCUUCUUUUUUAUACCGCUUGUUUUUAUCUUUUAAUAAUGCUCUUUCGAUCUUUUUUUUUUUUUCUUUUCCUAGGAAUCAACACGAGCCGACGACGAAUAUACAAGAAUAAGUGUUUUGUCUAAGUUGUACAACGAAAAUGAUGUAUUUUAGACGUACGGGUCAGGUGUACACACACCAGGCGAAAACGAAGGCGGCUGAUCUAAUUAGAAGAACAUGGCCUUAAAAGUGUGAGUCGA
Messenger RNA from Osmia bicornis bicornis, 3786 nucleotides. Its product is annotated as protein Wnt-1-like. Gene Ontology annotation, cellular component: extracellular region. Gene Ontology annotation, biological process: cell fate commitment; multicellular organism development; neuron differentiation. The record is from RefSeq and is a predicted model, not a curated record. The transcript is spliced from 9 exons. Lineage: Eukaryota; Metazoa; Arthropoda; Insecta; Hymenoptera; Megachilidae. Gene Ontology annotation, molecular function: frizzled binding; cytokine activity. The coding region runs from base 93 to 1337 and encodes 414 amino acids.